AUGUUAUACAAGUAAAUGGCGCAUGCUUAUAACAAUUUGUAAGAUUGUGAAAUUAAAGUUAACUACGUAUUAUUGAUACUAUUGGACUACCACAAAUGCAUUAAAUGAGUUUAGCGCAUUUAUCUUAUUUGAAAUUUGUUGUCUCAAAAAUAUAUUGGACUGCAGUUUAAGUGAAAUCUCUUCGGUCCUAUUUGCACGAGAUCGAAUAAAUUCGGCUUGAGUGGGAUACAGCCAGAUAGUCCAAGAGUGAGGGACGCAUAUACUUCUGUCGAGGAUUCUCCUUUUAAGCCUUUUUAUGGGCCGCUCGCUAAGUGAUGAAGGCACUCCUAAGUUACAGCUGAAAUAUUAAAUACUUUUUGCGGCGCUUCUUAAUUAAUGGAGCCGUAGCAUUAGCCUCAGCUCUCGAGGCCACACCGGGCGUGUAAACUCGACCACAAAAGACAGACUCAUCCCCUCCAUGGAGGCCAUUCCCAGCUGCCUACGAACAUAUCUAAUCGGCAAUCGCUUCACAAAGAAAACCUUCCCCGGUCUGGUGCCCCACGUACAGUACCACCUCUGCAGAUCCAGCACAAAGAUGCUGUUGAAGAUCGAGAACCAACUGUUGCAGCGUCACCGACAGCGGGAAACCACUGGCAUCAAGAAGCUAUACAAUUCGUUCUUCGUUCUAUUUUAA
Messenger RNA from Leptidea sinapis, 673 nucleotides. RefSeq lists its product as uncharacterized. The record is from RefSeq and is a predicted model, not a curated record. NCBI's taxonomy places the organism in Eukaryota, Metazoa, Arthropoda, Insecta, Lepidoptera, Pieridae. Bases 458 to 673 code for a protein of 71 amino acids. The transcript has 3 exons.